Messenger RNA from Leucoraja erinaceus (little skate), 1693 nucleotides. It is a transcript of the gene nudt13, whose product is annotated as nudix (nucleoside diphosphate linked moiety X)-type motif 13. Bases 355 to 1344 code for a protein of 329 amino acids. Gene Ontology annotation, molecular function: metal ion binding; hydrolase activity. The transcript is spliced from 10 exons. Lineage: Eukaryota; Metazoa; Chordata; Chondrichthyes; Rajiformes; Rajidae. The record is from RefSeq and is a predicted model, not a curated record.
GACCGGAUCACAGCGCAGCCGCAGUCCGGCCCACCCUCUAUGGUUGAGGUUUGAGGUGGACAGAGUGAGGGGGAGAUGGAGACACAGACAGAUUAGGAAGUGUAAAGAACUGCUGCAUUUACGGUCCUGGCACGAAACUGUCAGAAUGAUAAAGACAACAUCCUUCAACUGCACACUGACUACAGAUCCAAAACUUGCAACAUGCUCCAUUUCCAUUAAUGUCAGAAGUCUCCUUGAAAUUCACAACGUUAAAUUAUGCUAUAAGUAGAAAGCUUAUGUUCCUCUUUGAGCGGCCCAGAAUAGAUUGACUAGGUUUAGUCAAAUUCUACAAGCUGAAUUUGAAAAUCAGAAGUGAUGCAUUUCUUUUUGAGGAAUUUCAACACACCGGCACUCCAGUUAUCCUGCAGAAUGGUUUCAAAUUAUGUCAAUCGGAUGCGUCACCUCUCUGAGCUGAAAGAGGAUGAUGAAGCCUGCCGCAAGGCUCUCAGCUCCGGAACCUUCCUGCUCUUUCAUGAUCUCUUGCCACUUGUGCAGAAGAUUGAGAACAAGUACACGACACCAUUCGUGACAGCAACAGAGCUUAAGAAGCUGGACCUGGCAGAAAGGUGGACGGAGGAAUCAGUGCUAAUUGGCUGCACAGAGAGUCUUGUGCCACAGUUUGCACUUGAUAUAGGAAAAUCUGAACAGGCCCGGGCAGAAUUACUUCUGAAGGGAAAGUUUCUUGCAUUUCGGAAAGCUUGUACCAUCAUAGACAGAAAUGAUAUAUCCCUUAUAUCUCAGGCACAGGCUCUUCUCCGCUGGCACAGCACACACCUCUACUGCAGCAGAACUGGAAAACCGACACAGAAAAAUGCAUCCGGCAGCAAACGAAUCUGUGGCAAUGAUGAAAUAAUCUAUUACCCACAGAUGUCUCCUGUGGUUAUCAUGUUGGUAUCUGAUGGAGCACGUUGCCUGCUGGCACGUCAGAAACAAUUUCCUCCCGGAAUGUACAGUGCACUGGCUGGAUUCUGCAACAUUGGAGAGUCUGUGGAAGACUCCGUACGGCGGGAGGUUGCGGAGGAGGUUGGUUUGCAGGUGACAUCGCUGGUCUAUUCAGCAUCUCAACACUGGCCCUUUCCCAACAGCUCCCUAAUGAUUGGAUACCAUGCAAUGGUGCAGCCAAAGCAGAACAAGAUUCAGUUCGACCGCUCUGAGCUUCAGGAUGCCCGCUGGUUUGAUGCUACCGAAGUGGCAGAAGCUUUGAAGCGCAAGAUGCCUCGCAAGGAAGAAAUGGUUUCUUUCUGGAUCCCACCACCCUGGGCUUUAGCACAUCAUCUAAUCAAAGAAUGGACUCAAAAGCAAUAGCUGUCUUGAAAUCCUGCAGUGACUCAUUUGGUGGGAUUGGAUAGUGGGUGGAUGUUAUUUCUUUGCAUCACUUUGGUAUUUUAUGUGGGCUAGCCACAAAGAAAAAAUAGAAUGCGUCAGGAUAUUUUCCACAUUGAAGACCUUCAUAAUGGUAGAUAUCAUUUUUUUUGUGUCUCCUUCAUAGCACUGGAGAAGGGAAGAAGACAAGUCAUUGUGCAUUUCUAAUAGUAAAUAAUAAUACUGUGGUAUUUAACUUGUUUCUGCUUUAAACGUUUGAUCCACAAAGUCAACCAACCAAUUUGAAUACAUUCAAACCCGAUUUUCAGUAUUAAAAAAAACUUUCCAAACC